GUUUAUCCGUUAUGUAUUAGUUUAUAUGUAUAUGUGAUUUUGGUUAUGUCAAAUUAUUUCAUAUUUGAAUUUCGGUAUCCUCCCAAUAGGAUUGACAAUUUUGUCAAAAUCAAUGGGUAUUUAAUUAUCCAGGGUGACUAUAUAAUUCAAAUACAAGACAAAUGAGUAAGACCUCAAAAUAUCGAUGAAAUUUUAUAUUUUAGUGCCUAAAAAUAUGGUGCCUUACAUUUUAAUGCAUGGACUUUUAAAAUUUGAUAAAUAAGUCCAAUUUUAGUGAAAAUCAUAUCCAAUUAGAUGGGCAUUCAUUAUCCAACUCAUACUGAUUUAGAAUAUGGAAGCAAUAUUCAUAUCUUAUCGAAACUCAUAUAUAAAAAUCCAAAUCAAUAUAGACUUCACCCACACUCUCACCAUAAUCAAUGGAUAAUUAUCAUCGCUACUCUCCAAUGCUAGCACUCACAAUUUCAUAGAGUCCCCAUCCAAGUAGACUUUUUAUUUUUAUAGAUUUCGGAAGCUCUAAAGUUUAUGGUGCAAAUAAUAUAGACAGAGAACAAUAUUGUCGGGCGCUCUCAAUCGCGCAGUACUUAAUUACAUCCUGACAUAUUGACUUCUGUUGAAUCAAAGAACUAAAAACCGUAUGUACAAGCAGCAGUAGCAUCAUCAAGAAUCAAAGAUUUGGAAAGUUGAAGCUACAAUGAUGUGUUUUCUCUAUAUCAAAUACCUUACAACUUGACUACCUCCUAACAUCGAAACACCUAACAUAUUCGACCGUUUCAGUUGAACCAUUUAACAUAUUUAGACAGUAAACAGCGUCCUCUUCUUGACAAUUUAAAAUCACAAGACCAUUGACCACACGAUUAAUUGCAUAUCUAAACUACAUUCUUGUAUGCAUAUUCAUGGUAUUAGAGAUAGAUCAAUUUUUUCAUAUAAAAAAGCUGAAAAUAUCAAACAUUGUUCGAUUGUCACUGCCGCCUGCAGUAUAUCAAGAUAUGCAUCACAGAGGUGAAAAAGAAUCCAUCGGUGGCGUCAGUUGGAAGAAAAUGACUAUUCCCACACUGCCAACUGUUAAUACUUUCUUUCUAUCCGCCUCUCCUUUUGUUGCCACUUCAUUCACCAAAUACUUUACUUUUAAUUUCCGCUUAAAUCAUGCAAGGCAACUUUAAUUUAGAUCAUCGAUUUUCAGAUCAAACGAAUAUAUCUACUGAAAAUUGGAAGUAAUGUUAGCUCUGCCUCUGUACCAAUUAUCUUCUAGCGGAGGCACCAUUUCAAGGUAAGUUAUUCGAUAAUAGUAGUAAUAAAUAAUAAUGGAGAUUUAUUUAUCAUACCGAAUGAGAAGUCGAGGUGAUUUUAAUUUAACGUGUCUACGCUAGCUAUAGACUUUGCUCGUGGAACUUUUGUCGACAUUAGGAGUAUACAUGUAUGUGUCUAUAGCUCUUUAUAGACAUGCUUACGAAACCAUAAUUAAAUUUAUGGAAAACCUUUAAUAGUGAACGUAAGUACCAUACUAACCGAAUCACGUAAAUUUUAUAAUGUGUCUAACCGAUUUAUAUGAAUCUCUGAUGACCGUGCUAAUAAGGCCUUCAUCGACUUUUGAGCCUUACUCUCUCUCUCUGUGUACUAUUCUCUCGACUCUGGAAUAUCCAUCCUUCUCUUCUCAAUUGUCACUCCUUGCACACUUUUCUCUUUUCUGUUAAUGGUUUUUUUUGUCCAAUAUAUAUAUGAACUGAACUAUAUAUAAAGAUAAAGUGAGGUUAGGCUGAACUAAUCCCAUGCUACUAACUAAUCAAUUAUUAAUGUCUGGUAACAGUACUUUACAGCAGGCAUGGGGCAGGGGGUAACGUGAAUGUAGAUUUAUAUACAAAAUUACAAACAAAUAACCUUUUAAUCUUUUGUAAUAAUAAUAAUAAUACGAUUUAAUUAAUUAAUAUACAAGUAAUUGGAAGUGGGAAUCUAUUUCCCAAGAGAAUGGAAUCUCCUCAAAAUCACAUUAACAUUUCACCUCCCCCAGCUAUGGGAAAAUGAAGGGUAGUACAAAAAGGGACCACACUAUCAUCAUAAUUAAUUAGAAAUCAAGCUCUAAUCUUCUCUACCUAAUCUAAUACCCAUUUGGAUCUGUGUUCACCUCGUCACUGAGCCAAGGAUAUAUUUAUUUGAUGGAGGGACAUGAUUAUGUAAUUGUAAAAUGAGGGAAUCGUUUUGAUUAAUUACACAAAAGGAAAAAAGUACGAACAAAUUGAAAUAAAUAAAUAAGGGGAAUGAGAUGAGGGAGAUGACUUUUGUUGGUUCAUUCACUCAAAUGCAUAUGAUCCAAUAAUUGCCUCCAGUACUCUACCCCCUUUAUAUUAUUAGGUGCAAUAAAUUGGAAUAAAAAAGAAUAAAAUCUAGGGGAUAAGAUACGAUUAUUAUAAGACAAAAGGAAGGGUAAUUUAUAUAUACCUAGGGAGUCAGGUCUAUCAUAUAUGCAAGUGAGGCAGAGGGGAUGCAUAAAUCCUAAUUAAAUGAUGCUUAAUCAAUUGAUUUCCACUUUUAAUUCACAGACAAUUACCAGAGUGGGGGAAUGAUCACAUGACUCUGGAGAAAGAGAGGGGAGAUUCCAUGUGAUUAUGAAAGGGUGAUUAUCAUUUUACAUGUGAUGGCUUGUGCAAUCCAGCCUAAUUAAUCUUUUUUAUUUUAUUUCCAUGGUUUACAAGUUACAUGAUUGAAUGAUUUACGUUAUUUAUAAAAUUGUCAUCGUAUUAACUGAAUGGUUAGCUGGGAUUGGGUACGACACAUAUCUAAUUGUUUCACACGCAUAUGUGUCCAUAUACACAGUAAUGAGCCUUGUCUCGUUCUUGACCUCUUCGAUCUCAACUCAACCUAAUUUUCACUCACAUGCAUGCUAUUUGGACUAAUAUUCAAGUUUGGUGUAGCUAGAUUUAGUGCAAACCUCCAUCUCUCAAAUAAUUUGUGUUCAUUAAAUAUGUGACUCUUCUUCUUUUUCUUCCUCCAUCUCUUUCACAAUAUCAUAUGAAAAUCAAGACGGUCUAUAUAUUUUUUUUUUUCUCACAGAAGGCGCUCCAUUGCUAGGAAAAUCGACGGCCAAGCUAAGCUCCGAGCCUCCAACCGGCCGCUGCCUAUUUGUAUAUUAAUUGCUCAACCACACAACUCCAAAACUGACCAAAUAUAUGCAUCAAGACAUAAACCAUACGACCAAUAGCUAGUAUGUUCAUGUUGUCCAGAAACAGCUAUGGUCGUAUUUUGAAUGCAGUCCAUGCUGUCUCUGUCCAAGCAAAGCAAUUGUUAGGUUCCAUUUGUCAGGUAACUAGAUCAGUAAUGCAUGUACGUACAUGUCACAUUCUCUUUGGCUUUGUUUAUGUAUAUUUGGACGUCCAUUGCAAGAAAAAUUUGCAAGUUAUAUUGCAGCAGAGAAAGGCCGAUCGAGCUUUCAUGUUUAAUUUGGUGCAUGUCGUCAAUUAUCUAAUACCAGUCGAGAUUGACUUUCCAAAACCUCCCAAAGAAAAAUGAAUCCCUCUUCCACCUUUUCUCUGUAUUGUGUGUUUCAACACUAAGUUGUUAGUAGGGCUGGAGAUCGGGUCGGGUCCUAGUACCCGGACCGAAAUAUGCGGGUACACGGACCCAAAAAAUUCCAGUUUGAGGAACCAGACCCGACCCAGACUCGGUUCUUGGGUACCCAAGACCCGAAGCCACGGUUCUCGGGUAUGGUUCGGUCCCCUGAAUACCCAUCAGCCAUCAAAGACAACCUGUUACAACAGCUUUAUUCAAGAAAAAAAAUGGAGGGUUGCUUUCGUUGGCUGCUGGAGUGGGAAGUGGAGUGUAGAGAUUUAGGGUUAGGGGUCUAAGGAGGUCCGAACUUCGGCUAGGCUUGGGGCGUGAAGGCUGGGUUGGCCCGUAUGUGUGGCUAUGGGCCAUAUGAUAUUUGGCCCUGUGGGCUGGGGAUCGGUUCCACUUCGGGUCCUUUUAUUUUCGGGUCCGAGUUCGGUUUACCCAAAACCCAAAAAAUAGCCACAUGCGAUACCGAGACCCAUUUUUCACUAUGAUAUUUCGGUUCCCGGGUACCCAAAACCCAGAAAUUUCGGUCCGAUUCCGGGUUACCCAUAAAACCAAACCCGAACGUCCAGCCCUAGUUGUUAGCCAUCACCUACUUAAUUUCAACACACCAUGUAUCUCCCAGUUUCAAACAGUUUGUUGCAUAGAGAUUUAUCAAGUAGUUGACAAGCUUGAUGCAUGUACGACGCACUAAAUGAGAAAGGAGAAACAAAUUGGGAAAGUAUCACGUACAGUUCUAAUCAACAAUUUUUAUAUACAAAGUACAAUUUACAUUAUAUAUAAAAAAAAGCAAUACAAUUCAUAUCGCUCGAACGCAAAAUCUCGAUUAGGAAUGCAAGAUUCUUGUUUGGUUACACAUCCUUCUUCUAUUAGCUCAUUUAUGUUCAAGUUAACAUAAAGAGAUCUAAUUUACAGUUAUUUUAUCGAAAUAAAUUCUAUUUUUGGGUAACUCUUUGUUAAUUGUUAACAAUAGAGGCUGAGAAGACCGUGACAAAAUGUGGUGGCAUAUCAAAGUUAAAAUGUCCAUCUCCUUUGUUUUUAUGACUCGAAUUUAUUAUUAUGUUAAUGUUCAGAGACAGUGAAGGUUUUAGGAGACGGCGGUUAGAUCUGAGGUUGGACGACUCCAUCAUGAUUCAUGAAUGAAUAAGCCAAAUCGAGUUGUUGUUUGUCUACUCUAUUUUUAACUUUCAUAAAAAGACAAAAAGAGGAGUUGUUGGAAUCUAAGGGAUAUCCUAUUUGUUUUGAUCGCCCAAAACAACGCCUCUACUAAUUUGGGCCGAGGCUUUCAUUCUGGCCCAAGUCUGUUAACGUAGUAGUGCAAGUCCGAGAGAUCUUUCAACAAAUCAGGCUUCUUCAGAUUGAUUGAGCAAACUACCUUUUCGCUUCUUUAACUUUUCUUCCGGGGUUUGAGCAAUGGGCCCCCAGCCCAUAUUUACCCUAUGGACAAUAAUUGCGCUCCAAGCAGGCCGUGCACAGAUCUGGACCUUUGGUUAUCGAUUUGGGCCGCAGUUUUUUUUCGGCCCGCCCUGUUUUUCGCCGGAAAACUGGAAAACUUGCCAGAAAACUGGAAAACUGGCCGGAAAAAAUAAACUUACUUGUUUUCCGACGAUUGAGGGCGACGGGAGGUUAGCCGACGACGGAAGAACGGUGCCGGCGACGGAGGCAAUGGGCUCGUCAACAGAAGUUUUUGUUGGAAUGAGUCAAAUGUUCCUGAUAUCUGAAUUUAUAGAAUAAAAGGAAGGGAAGGGGGGGAAAAUUCAAAAUUUGAAUUCAAAAUUUUUUUUUUUUUUUUUGCUUGGCGGCAAAUAGCCGUUCACGUGUUUUUUUCUUCCAAAGUCCAUCAUGAAGGAAUAGCUAGUUACGAAUAAAUAUAGGAUCUAAACAUGUUAAAUUAAAAAAUAAUAUACAUUUUUUAGUUUGACAUGUUUAAAUACUAAAAAAUAAUAUACAUUUCUCUAAAUAAAAUAAAAAAUAAUAUACAUUGGUCAACAAGAUGUUGAACCAACAAAUUUUUUUUCCCCAUCAUGAAUAGAGUUGAUUCAAAUAUAUGAGGAUAUAAAAUCAGUAUUACAAAUAUUAAAUUCUUUGAGUAACGAGCUUAACCGCCAUAUAAAUUUUUGUUAGGGUUUUGCAGGUUGUUGUGUUCAUUUGGGGAACUUAGAAGAGUCGUUGUUGUGUUAAAUUUCAAUGAACAUCAACUUCAGCUUUAAAUUCUUGUUGUUCAAUGUAGCCAUCACACUUAAGAUGUUGCAGUCGCGUGCUUGUCCUCUAAUUGAGACGUCCAUUUCGGCACGGCUGUUCCUGUUCCUUCGAUAAGAUUAGCAUAUCAGAACCUGGCUAAUGUUCAUUUGUUGCGAUUAAGUCUUAUUCUUCGUAAUUAGAGAUGAAGUUACGUGGAGUUCAAAAUGAUACAACGGUAAAUCGUAACUCUUCAAUAAUAUUUGAACUUUUUCAAAGACAAAGGAGAUGGAAAUUUAACUCUUCCAUGAUAAAGGUGUGACUAUUAAUCAGUAAACCACAUAUAUUUCUCUUAAUUAUAUAUUAUUUUAAAUUAUAAUGUUAUGUGUCAUAUGUUAAACAUACAUUGGAAACAGGAGAAUUGGUUAUCAUUUAUCAACUCUGCCUCUCCCCCCACAAUCCAAGUUUAACCCCAAAUAACAAUUGUUCUUAUCUUUUCAUUUUUUGUUCUAGAUUCCAAAUUUGCCACUACUUAUAGUUCGAAUACUCACUUGUGCUUGUGCCAAUCACUCCAAAUCAAUGGUCCCUCGGGCCAAAGGAGGGUGUGACAAAUAAACUUACGUUGUCAUGCCUCACUUUUAUGCAAUCAUUCAUGCUUCGGAGAGACUUUUUCCCUUCCCAUUAUGAUGGUGGUUAUGUUAGUUAAGGCGGUAGUUAUGUUAUGCCUUCUCCCAAAACAAGAACCCAAACAAUAUAUAUUUGUUCUACGAGACAGAAUCGAGGUGCGUACAUAAUGGGUAAUGGCCCCUCUACUAUGUUCAUGACUCAUAAUUAUAUUGUUCUUGAUUCAAAAGAGUAUGAUUAGAAAGUCAUACAUAUGGAGUUUAUAAGGAAUUAUACCGUUUUUAAUAUUAUUUCUAUCCACAAAUAAGAGAACUAUAUUCAAUACUGAGGUAGGUGUUGUAAUGGUUUAUUACGAAUCCCUAGUCAUUUUGAUUCAUGGCUCAAGUAUAGUUAUUGCCUGAGACCAUAGUUGAACUCUCCCUGCUGCUCAUCUCGCCAUGGUUGAACCAUGAUUGGUGGUAACGGUAGUCGGUAGAGGAAAGUGAAACGGGAGUAGGGCUAUGUGUCAAGAACCAGUUACUCCCAAUAACUCGAAUUGUUGGGAAAUGUUCAAUCGUAGAUCAUAUACCACAACACUAACACGCCCCUCUCAAACGAAAGCCACUCACAAGGGCUUGAAAUUUGCACAGGUAUGAAGACAAGAAUACCAUGUGCUUAACAAAUGGGGGUCACCGGGAAUCGAACACAAGACCUCUCGGUCAUAGAAGGCUCUGAUACCAUGUCAAGAACCAGUUACUCCGAAUAACUCGAAUUGUUGGGAAAUAUUCAAUCGUAGAUCAUAUACCACAACACUAACGCUAUGGAUAUUAUACGAUUCCAAUUCUUUGCUUGUUGAAGAAAGUUAAUUGGAACAUUUUUGUUUGUGUAUGGAAUGCUUGCAUGAUGAAUAAUAAUGUAUAGGUAAGCGUGGGGGCAGAUUUUCUUUUCACGGGAUCGUGUUUGAGAGGAGACAUAGCGUAACAACUAACAAGCAUGAGUGAGGGAUGGUCCCAUUAAUUGGGCCAACAUCACGGUCCAAAAAGGGCAAAGGCUUUUUUUCUUCCUCCCACAAGAUAGGGCCCAAGAGUGAUGCACCACCAAACACCUCUAAUAAUUAAGCUCCCCAAAUUACCAAUUAGCUUAAUCAUGUUAAUUAGCUUAAUUAGGGGUACUCCAUUUUAUCCAUGAACAUGCAUUAUUAUAGUGGUGACCCGUAUCAGACAAUCGCGCGAGCCGAUUUGUUUGAGGCAUCGAAUAUUUUACCCACUUGAAAUUAAGUAUGACGGAGCAUGGACACUACAUCUAUUUUACUCUUCGUAAACCACAUUUUUUUUACUUUAAUGAAACUUUGAAUAUGUGCUAGAAUCGCAUUCAAUUUCUAGUAUCUAUUGUUAAGUCUAUGAUGUGUUUUUUUGUUUUGUUACAUAAAUAGAUUUAGUUAUCGUUUUUCCUUUCAUCAAAUAACAUAUUAAAAUGUGUCAGAUCCUUUCCGUAUUCGUGUGGAUAUUAUCUGAUUUGACCCAAAUUUAGUACGAAAGGAAUAAGCGAUAAGGGAGUUGAAGUAUGUACCCGUCCCGUCCCAUUAUCAUCACUACGUACCUACGCUGAAAUGAAACAUAUUUGUACUCAGUCCAUGAAGAGGCUCAACCUCGAACAACAAACAGACUCUCCAAUAUCCGAUGACUUGUUGGAGUUCUAAGAUUGUAUCAACCAUACCAUCACAUUUCCUUGAUCUGAUAUGGAGCCUUCAAGUUAUUCUUAUUUUCAUUAUUGUCAUUGUUAUUGAAGAUCUAGAGCUUUGACCACAUAUACAUAUUAUAAUUUGUUUGCUUGAUACAAAUUACGAAGGCGAUCAUGUGAUCAUCAUGCGAGCACAUUAAUGGUGGAUGUCUUUUACCAUGCAAUACGGGUGCUCCGUACUCGGCCACUUUGAUUGUACACAACGCUUUGUUGUGUUUACUUAAUGAUAAGUACUAAUUAAAUACUAAAUCCCCACUUGGAUUCCAUGAUGAAUACAUAUAAUGGCCAAUUGAUCGAUCACAUUAGCUGAUUAGCAUAAUCACAUACAUGCUUAAUUAGCUUGGUUCGUCUCCAAGAUUUGAUCCAACCGUCUCAUCUAAGCUGCCGGUUUCUAGCUUAUCACUGAUCAAAACGUAAUACGCAUUUAUGCUUAUCUUAUAUUCCACUUCAGAUAUAACACAAAACUUCUACCAAAAAAAAAAAAAGAUAUAACACAAAACAGCAGCAAGCUGGCCUGCAUUAAUUUCCUCUAUCAUUCAUGGCAGCGCCCAUAGCGGAUUUGCAUAUAUAAUACUGAUAAGGAGGGAGGGAAAACCACUCGUCUUUCAAAUUUCAAUGAGUAUUCAACCAUAGAUCAAAAUUUAUAAAAUUUGUCAAAUGAGCUCAAAUUCAAAUACCACCAUUACUAAAAUGAAAUUUUACACAAACUUUUAAACCAAAAAAUUUAUUUAAGGUUUGUCCAUUGACAAUCCAUUUCAUUCACUUGGGUCCGCCCCUAAUUUCCUUGAAAGCGGGAGGAGGAAAAUAAAGUGGGGCGGGUUAAUUAGUAUGUAAGAAAGUGAUUAAAAGGUUUAAAAUCCAUACCCGGAUUAUAUUACAACAAUUCAAGUUAUUGAAACACAUUUGAUUAGUGGUGAGUAUUGGGUGGUUGAAACCACCAAUCCACCCACAAAUAACCCACUCAUUAUAUAUGUUGUGGGUGGUUCCAUAUGGGUGGGCGUGAGUUCUAAAAUAGGUGACCCACAAAGGUUUGGGUGGGUGCGGGUGGAUUGAAUUUUGGAAUAUAAGUUAUAAACCCAUCGAAUCCACCCAACUGCACACCAUCCGCAAUCACACAACCCAACCCACCCACAAGUACAUGUUGGGUGGGUGUGGGUCAUUUUCUUCUUCAUCCACCACGUACUGGGUGGAUCCAAAUCCACCCAAAUACACAUAAACCCACCCAUUACUCGCCUCUAAAUUUGAUUAAUUAUAACAUGACAUUAAUGUUUGUUUGUUCUAUAGGUCACGUGUUCAACUCCUUACGACCUCAACUAUUAAUCCUUUAUCUUAAAACAUGUUGUAUAACGAGUAUGCACAAACUUUGAAUUUAUGAGUUAGUUGGUUUUGAUUUUUUGAGGCAUGUAAUGAAGUGAUAUGAUAGGAUAGGAUGAGGGGGCUUUGGUGGGAACUUCACAAGCAAAGAGAGUUGAAGAGAGCAGCUCUUGGCCGCAAUAAUUUGAUCGGCCGGUCGGUGAAGUGUGUUGGUGAAAAACUGCGUGCAUGGUAGUACGUGGCAUAUCUACCUCCCAGAUUUGGGCGAUAAGGUUAGCUAGGAUUCGGCGACACAUUGCAUUGCAUUUUAACCCACUAGUACCAGUACCGUUUUCCCUAGCUACAUACGUGUGACACCUUUUAAUCUCCAUCCAAUCCAUAACUGCUACCCACCGGCACCGGCAGUAACAAUAAUAUGAUCUGGUACCGACAUUAUCCGCUCGGUCACUCUGACUCUUAAGAUGAAAAACAGGAUAUUCGAUCGUUUGGAAUCCAACCUAAAAUUAUUAUGCAUGAAUAACUGCGAAUACCUGAAAUUUGAUUGGGUAUGAGUAAAUUUUUAUAUUCUACCCAACUCUUAUAUAGACAUGAAUAUGAGUAAAAUCUGACGAUAAAUAUACAUUAUCCGACCCUGCCCCGGCCCCUUGCCAUCCCUCCCUCUUAUGGCUUGAUUAUUGUUGUUUAUGAUCAGCAAGUACGACGACUUCGUAUGUAUUAAUUGUGUGCGUGACUUCUAACUUCCAAUCAAGCAUAUGAUUUAGCAUCAUGGCAUGUUCUUCUUCAUAGACUACGGUAUUAGUACUUAAUUAACAAUUAAUAUAAACUGGCCUGGACCUGACCUGUUUAGCGUACCCUAUAUUCUAUUAUGUACAAGCAGCAGGUACGUAAGUACUGCUAGUGCUAUACAUGACUUCUCUCUCAUAAACUUAUUUAUAAUCAGUAGUGUUUAUACAAAACCGUUGACAACUAUUAGUUUUAAGAAUUUUUGUUUGUGUGUAUCAGUGUAUGUAGCUAGAAUACUAUAAGAGUAACAUGGCUACUAGAUGCUCCUCCCGUCCCAUGUGUUCUAGUUUCGAAUUUCUGUGAGUACGGUUUUUUUUAAUCAUUAUUUUCCUAUGGAUUAAUGAGUCUAGUUUAAGUAUACUUACUAUUAAUUGAGUUGUUUAAUAAGUAGUUUGACUUUAUUAAGAAAAUAUAUAUAUUAUUUGAUAAUUGAUUGAUAUGAUAAGGCGUUGUGAGAAGGGGAGACCCGUCCAAGGGCUAUUAUGGCUUUGUGCAUUUUUUUAUCAGAAGUUUUAUUAGAUGAGUGGUUAAUUAGUAACAUAAAUUAUAACCCUAAUAUAUAUUGGUAAUAAAGCUACCUUUUGAAAACAAAAGUAAAUUUGAUAUCGAGUAAAAUGAACCGCAUCGGUCGUGCAUUUUCAGUUGUAAGAUGAUAAUGAUGUGAAUUUUUACAGUUUCAAAAUCAAUUGUAUUAAUGUGGCUUACCCAUUGCAUAUUUACAAGCUUGCAACAAAUGCAAUUAUUGAUGAAGGUUAAAAUAACAUAGACAAUGAGAAUUCUCUAUUUUCUUUUCUUUUUUUACUUUAUUUUGUGAUAUUUCAAACACCAUGUUUAACUCCAUAUAUGUAAUUAAAGGUAAAUUAUACAGAUGUAAGAUAUAAUAAUGACAUUAAUAAGAGUUAAGAAUUGCAGAAAUGGUCAAUGUAAAGACCAAAGGGGUGAAGCGAAGACCCAACUAACUAACCGUACGGCUAACACACGGCGGAAUACGGGGGCCGGUGAAUGCGCCGGGCUCCACCGCCAUUACUGCAUGCAAGUGCAACGCAAAGAAAAGAAGAAUCCACUUCUCAGUUCUCACUUCUUCUCUCCCUCACUGCAAAGUCGUUCCAAUUUUUUUUUAUUUUUUUAUUGUUGAUUUGUUUCCCUUCUGCCCUCUUUUUCUUUGGUUGAUUUGCUUUGCUCGUGAAAAUUUCCAAUUUCGCGGGUAACAUGGUCGGGUCGGGCUAGUGGUUCUGGUUCCCACCUGUAAAUAAAUAAACUAGUUAUGGAGGCAACUGAACUGAUUAUAAAAAGAUUUUGGGUUAUAGGUAUAAUAUGCCUCUUUACUAUGACAUUUUAUCAAACAUGCCCUUCUACUAUUUUUUACAUCAAACAUGCCCCUGUACUUUGUAAAAAUGAACAAACAUGCCCUUUUAUUUAAAUUUUCAUCCAAAAACCGUUAACCAAGGUCGAACUUUGGUUUGGGCGGCACAAAUGUCUAAAAUAUCCCUAAUAAUUUCACUUUCAAUUUUUUUUUUGUCUUUUGUAUAGCCAAAUAAUUUCACUUUGAAGACACCCAGAGAAAUACAACGGGAGAUAAAACUAACAUUUUCUCUCCCAUUUGCCGAUGUCGGGUCGUCUAAAUCUCAGUUCAACCAUGAUUGACGAUUUUUUCAAUGAAAAUUUUAACAUAAGGACAUGUUUGAUAAUUUUUUCAUAGUAUAGGAGCAUAUUUGAUGUAAAAAAUAAUAAAGGGGCAUGUUUGAUAAAACGUCAUAGUAGAAGGGCAUAUUAUACCUAUAACCCAAAGAUUUUCUGUUGCACUACUUUUCCUCUCUAAUUCAAAAAUUUUCCACUGUAUCCACUCCCACUCAAUUGUAACAAAAUUGACGAAGAAGAAAGGGAUUUCCAAAUCAUACAAAGCCCAUCACUCAACUAAAGUCUAAAGUAUCAUGUGCUCAUAGAGAGUAAUACACACCCUUAAUCAUCUAAAAAAUAAUUGCGACUUUACUUGGCAAGUUUUCGGCAACUUAAUCUCUAUGUUAACCACAGGAAAAUAAUACAUACGACAAAAUUAACCAUGAUAUAAUCUCGGUAUAUCUCAAAUGCAUAAAUCAAUAUGAAUUCUAAAAGACAAAAACUUAAUUAUUAAGCACAUACUUAAACCUCAAAUCUCCGGUCAACCUUAUUUCCUAUGCCAGGGAUAUAUAAAUUUCAAAAGACAAAAAAGUAGUAUUUCAUAGUUUUCAAGACAAAGAACCAAAGCGUGAAACUAACUGUUCAGAAAAUCGGCUUUCUGUACCCAAAAAAAGUACCUAAUGGAAGAAUAUGGUCAGUGGAUAAUGGUCAGAAUCACUGCUCAAUAGUAGACUCUUUUUUCUACAUUACUCUAUUGACUAGUCUAGCUUUACAUCCAGCCACUGCCACAUUCACAUUAGGCUUCAAAUUAAUGAGACUGAAGACAAAGCUUGAAAAUUGGCCAUCCUGUAUCUAGACUAAUUAUUCAAUAACAAUUUGGUUUAGUCUUGCUUUUCAAAUUUACUUUAGUUUAAAAGUAUUUAUCAAAAUUGCACAACAUUUACACAUACUUCUCUUUGAAUCGAUCAGAUGAGUCAAACUGGUUCUCCGCAGAUGUGAAAGGCCAACCAAACCAUAAGGCUAACUCCAAUGGAGCCUCUAUAUUUGGGGGAGCCUCUAUAUUUGGGGGAAAGUUGGCUCCUCUAUAAAUGGAGGAGUCUCUA
Messenger RNA from Linum trigynum, 12881 nucleotides. The record is from the annotation of a GenBank genome assembly. NCBI's taxonomy places the organism in Eukaryota, Viridiplantae, Streptophyta, Magnoliopsida, Malpighiales, Linaceae.